Molecule: messenger RNA, 1994 nt
Organism: Gasterosteus aculeatus aculeatus (three-spined stickleback)
Lineage: Eukaryota; Metazoa; Chordata; Actinopteri; Perciformes; Gasterosteidae
Source: RefSeq, a predicted model, not a curated record
GGCCAUCAGACCCUCUCUCUCCCCCUUUGUUUCCUCCCCCCACUAUCCUCCAUCCCUUCCUGCCUCAACCUCCUUCCUUCUGCUUCCUAAUGAACCUCAUAAAACGUGUUUAUUCGCUCGCUCGCUGCUCCUAAACAAACAAGACAACAAAAAACAUCAGCGACGCGACUCGAGGGAGAAAGCUGAAAGGUCACAAUGUUGUCCAAUCACAGUCCCGACUUAAUAACAUGAGCUGCCCGCGUUCACGUUGAACUUCCUCUUGUUCUCCUUUUGCUGAGCAGUCGACGAGCUUCACAGGAGCAACGUUGUAAUUGCAAAAUGAACCCAGGAGGAAUUCGUCAUGGCUCGUUAAAAAAAAAGAUUUACGCAUAACUUGACAUGACGAACAACUGCAACCGGUUGCUGUCGUUCUACACGUCUAGACGACGAAUUACGCACAGCUCCACCUGCCGAAAGCACCUUUUGUCUGUAAAACCCAAACAAGCCGCCAAAAGAGGCCCGAAGGCGCCUCAGAGACUCACUAUGCAGAACAGAACCACCACAGUCAUCGGUGUUUGGAUUCAUUCAUAGAUGAAACACGUUGAGGUAAUACGACGGAACUACACGUCCAUUUAUAUCCUCUCCUGGUUCACAAAUACAUUUCAACAAGCAAGCCAAGAAAAGAUGUCUCCCCCCCCCGCGAGGACGCUGCUGUCCUCUGCCGUCCGUGUCCUCGUUUCUUUCCUUUCUGGCGGUGUGGUAACUUUGUGGCUCUGACGCUGCGGUGAGCUGUUCACACGCCGACAGUCUUGACGUCGCUGCACAUUUGGAAACCCUGUCGCCGGUGCAUCGUAUCCUGCGCAGCCGGAAUGACCACAUUUUUUGAAGUGAUUGCUAAACGCGCCGUCGCAAGACAACGGCUUAGAGGCGUCUGGCAGCUCCUGUUCUGAGUGGGACAGGAACCAGUGGCGAGUCUUUCAACACAGUCCACCCGACAUGCAGGAGGGCCAGAGUCCUUCCUCCUGGUACACACCUAUAUAAAGUGCAUGACGCACCCGGGCUGCAGCACACAGACACACACAGACAGACAGGGAGACGAGUCAGGCGGCUCUGGAGUGACAGCUGAUCCGCAGACAUGGCAGAGAGGCUGAAGGGCAACGUUCUGGUGACCGGGGCCAACAGGGGCAUCGGCCUGGAGCUGGUCCAGCAGCUGGCAGAGACCACGGGACACCGGGCUCACGUCUACGCCUGCUGCCGAGCGCCUGAGGGAACCGGGGCUGAGGCCCUGAGAGACCUUACAACUCAAUAUCCUGGAAAAAUCACCAUACUGAAACUAGACGCGUCGGACGAGGACAGCGUAUCAGCCGCCUUCCAGGCCUUGAACGAGCGGAUCGGGGCCGACGGCCUGAACCUCCUCAUUAACAACGCUGGCAUCAACCAACCGGGCAUGCCGGGAUCGCUGUCUGCCACCGGGAAAAAGGACAUGAUGCAGGUGUACGAAACCAACGUGGUCGGACCGUUUCUCAUCGCCAAGAUGUUUCUUCCACUCCUCCAGAGAGCCGCAGAAAUGGACUCGCCUGAAAAGGAGGGUGAUCAGGUGAUGUCCUGCAGAAGGUCGGCCAUCAUCAACAUGUCCACGCUUGUCUCAUCCAUAGAGAAAUGCCCAGAGACCUUUGCACGGGCGCAGAUGUACGCUUACAGGGCCAGCAAGGCAGCGCUGAACAUGGUGACUCGCUGUCAGUCGGAGGACUUCAAGAGACACAACAUACUGGUGACCGCCAUCCACCCUGGCUGGGUCCGCACUGGGAUGGGAGGGGAGGAGGUGAGCUGUUCUCGUGCGUUACAAGCUGUCCUGCAGGUUUGUGUGCGGAAAGAAGAGCUCGGACGCGCUGUUCUCUGCCCCAGAUGUUUUCAGGUUGAACCGGCUCCACUCUUUGCACGGCUGCUCCCAGUAUCAGCCGGCGAUUGUUACUUACAUACAAAAGAUAUGCACAGGCCUUUGUUCUGAAUCGGAU